AUGUAUGACAAUGCAAUCCUGAAGAAACCCUGUUGUUUGAAUCUUGAUAAACUUCUUGAGGAUUUUUCACAGAUAGAGAAGAAAUUUGCUGAGAUUAAUGGAAAGAAUAACCUGCUUGAAAUCCAGCUGGAGAAAUGGAGUCGAAUGUGGAAAAUUAGUCAGACAAAACAGUUGAGCUUCAGACAAGAGUACACCGCAUUACAAGGGGUCAUCAAGGGUCUGCAAGAAACUAUUGAGUUACAAUGUAACAUGAGAGAUGAAAAUGGCAACCUUAAGAAGAAAAUAAGUACCUUAGAAGAAAAGCUUCAAGAUGUUACAGAGUUUGCACAAGACAAUGUUUUGUCUUCCGGCAGCGAAGAGAAAAACUGCCAGACGGGAGAUACUCACGCACGGGUAGAGGCAGCUGAGCUGGACUUGGCUCUGGCACAUUUUGGGGCUAACCCACUCAUAACAUCAGCGUCUUCACCAGAUCCCAAAGCAGACAUGGCCCUGGCUGAUCUUUGUGAGGAAUAUAAGAAAAAUAUAGACUCACUAAUGGAUAACAUGAGAACUAAGGAAGAAAAUUUCAAGACUCAGAUACAGAAGAUCCAGCGUGAAAUGGAGGAGAAUUUAUUGAUAAAAGAAGAAGAGAAACGCAGUCUGCUGUCUACAAAGGAGAAGGAAAUAUCAGAUCUCUGGGUACAGCUGCGAAAUCAGGAGAAAGAGAAGCAAAGUGAGAUGAUCAGACAGCAAAUAGAGUUUAAUGCCAAAUUAGCAAGCAUCCAGAGCAGAAAUUCCAAAUCAUACCCAGAUACCAACAGUUUACAUCAGAAUAUCUACAGAACGAAAUUACAGCAUUUGCAAGAAGAAAAGAACAAGGAAAUUGAAAGUCUCCGCAACACUAUUAAAGACUUAGAAAGAAGGCUCAGCUGCGGAUCAGACUCCCGGCUGAAGAGGAAACGUUUCUGA
Molecule: messenger RNA, 948 nt
Organism: Bufo gargarizans (Asiatic toad)
Lineage: Eukaryota; Metazoa; Chordata; Amphibia; Anura; Bufonidae
Gene: CCDC152
Product: coiled-coil domain containing 152
Exons: 9
Coding region: 1-948 (315 amino acids)
Source: RefSeq, a predicted model, not a curated record